Aspergillus tanneri is the source of this 801-nucleotide messenger RNA. RefSeq lists its product as uncharacterized. The record is from RefSeq and is a predicted model, not a curated record. Bases 1 to 801 code for a protein of 266 amino acids. NCBI's taxonomy places the organism in Eukaryota, Fungi, Ascomycota, Eurotiomycetes, Eurotiales, Aspergillaceae. The transcript is spliced from 3 exons.
AUGUCCACAACCAUCCCCUUGGACAGACUCCAGGUCGCCAUUGCAGAGGUUGUCAUCUUCUCAAUUAUCCAGGUCGUUCAAUUCGCCACGAGAUAUAUCCAGGAAUGGCGAUACUGGCACCAUGGCAUGCGGAAGUCCCUGCCUCGUUGUUUCUUUUAUUCCUGGUGCGGGCUGUUGGGUGUCCUGGCACAACUUCGAAUCGCUGGCUCGGCAAUGGUGAUAUCAAAUCCCCAUCCGGAAAAGUCGUUGUUGGUCUCUGAAUAUAUCCUGCAAGGCAUUGGUCUCUCCCCCCUGUUGUUUGAGGUGAGCUUGGUCCUUCUGCGAAGUGGUCAAUCCGGUCGUACCGGUCCUGGAAACUCGAGAUAUCCCAAGAAGAUACGCUUCGCUCUCCAUUUCUUCCGGUUUCCCGUCUUUAUAUCCAUCGUCCUGGUGCUGGUGGGUGCAGCCGCAGAUAUAUAUGCCUGCUUGGUUGUGGGAUCCGUGGUGCUGGUCAUUACAUUUGCGUAUGGCUGCGCACUAGCAGGGUGGUUGGCCGUCCAGUAUCGUGCCGUGCUCCCUGUGAGUGGCCGUCGCAGUGUAGUGUUGGUGCUGGUGGCGUUGCCAUUCCUGGUCAUUCGGGUCGCCUAUUUUCUGCUGGCGGAAUUUGGUCCACGGAAGUUUGACCCCGCAGUUGGGGAUACUAGUGUCAUGGUUGGAAUGGGGCUGUUGAUGGAGAUUCUCAUUAUAGUGUGUUUGCUGACAGCGAGGGCCAUGGCAGAGCCGUUUUGGUCGGUGCCAGCUCAGAUGGAGUUGACGGCAUGA